CAUAGGCCAAUUGAUUGAUGUAAUGUAGUAUCAUUAUUGGUAGCCAAGCUAUGGUCACUAUCAAUGUCGGCACCGAGACCAAGCAAACAUUCCUCGUUCACAACGAACUACUUGCUCUCUAUUCUGAAUACUUCCAUGAUGUAUUUUCGGGUCGUAUCAAGCAAGAAGUGAAGGAGGAAGUCAAGCAAGAGACGAAGCCAAAAAUCAAGCAAGAAGCCAAGGAAGAGACCACAAGAGAUGCUGUAAGACAGGGUAACGCAGUGGAUUUAGUUCGCCAAUUGGGUAGUCCCUCUCCAGAGCCGCGGUCCUUCGUCGACUUAUCAGGAGAUCCCAUGCACUUAGACAAUAAGUCAAUCGGCGCAUCCCUCAGACCAUCUCGGCCCAAUAUCUCAGACGAACCGAAGUCCUACAACUUACCAAACAUCAAACCCUCCCAGUUCGCCCAAUUCGUAUCCUACAUCUAUGCCGGCCGUAUCAUCGACGCUUUUGAACCUUUGAUCAUGGCUACCGAAAACAAUUCUGUCGAAGCACUCUGGUACGUCGGACAAACACUUCGCUCUCCCAGCUUCCAGAACAACCUUCUCGAAGGACUUCGCACUUCCCAACCCGUCAAAUCCGGCGACUGGCCUUCCGUCGAAGACAUCGAGAUUGUCUACGACUUAGAAAAGAAGCCCGAGCCCGGAGUUGGAAAUGGAGGUGAGAGCCUCUUCAAGAAGUUCAGCAUUCAUUGUCUCGCAGCCAACAACCCAUUUGAUCGUUACGAAGUUGAGAGCUCUGAGGGCCAAGGAUGGAAUAAACUCAUGUUUGACAAGGAGAAGGAAGUUUUCAAGGACUUCAUCCUGGCGGGUAAUCGAUGGGACACGAAGCCAUGGGAGGAUAAGGAGAGGGGUAAAUACAUGGUUGAUGAGGAUAGUUUGGAAGAGCGUUGGGAGAGAAUGAUUCUUGCUAGGCGGGGUGAAGGUGGUGUCAAAAAAGCUGCGGCGGCUGGAGAUGUCGGAGCGAAGUUGGAGGAGGAACAUCUGGAGGCCGAGAAGAAGAGGUUGGGGUAUGCGAGGUGGGGUGGACAAGACUUUGAGAUUGAGAUUGAGGACUCUGACGAGUGAGUGGCCAUCGGGAGGUGUGAAUGGGAGACAUUAUUAGUAAGUAUUGAUUCGGGAGUGGAGCAAUAAUUCGCG
Mollisia scopiformis is the source of this 1175-nucleotide messenger RNA. RefSeq lists its product as uncharacterized. Gene Ontology annotation, molecular function: protein binding. Lineage: Eukaryota; Fungi; Ascomycota; Leotiomycetes; Helotiales; Mollisiaceae. The coding region runs from base 51 to 1103 and encodes 350 amino acids. The record is from RefSeq and is a predicted model, not a curated record. The transcript has a single exon.